CUCAUUUUCUCAAGGGAAAGAAAAUGCUUUGAUAUAAAGCCCUACUUCACUUCCAGCUUCCCCUGCUAAACCCCACUCCAGUAGAGACCCAGCGUUGAUAAAAACAGGACAAGUGAAAAAUCAACUCUGCUCCGUGGCAGUUGAUGUUCCCACAGCUUCUUCCUUCCUGCCAUCUGCUUGCUCACAAUUGAGGGACAAGUUCAGCAGAUGCUGACUCGCCCGAGUCUUACCUGAAGAGUAACAAGCCAAGAAGAGCUUAGAAAGUGAUGGGCAGGGCUCGUAGAUCUCCACCAGGGCAGCACAGACACUGUGAGAAAUGCUUCAACCGGCACUGCAACAUUCCUGUGGAACCUGAUGUCUCCUGCCUGGUGAUAAAUUGCCGCCUGCUCUGUGGUGCCACCUUCCACAUGUGCAAGGAAGCAGAGCACGAACUCCUCUGCCCUUUAGAGCAGGUUCCAUGCCUCAAUUCUGAAUAUGGCUGUCCCCUUUCCAUGUCCCGCCACAAGCUGGCCAAGCACCUACAGUUUUGCCCUGCCAGUGUGGUCUGCUGCUCCAUGGAGUGGAAUCGCUGGCCCAAUGUGGACUCUGAAACACCCCUUCAUGAGAACAUCAUGAAAGAGACCCCUAGUGAGGAAUGCUUGGAUACAGCCUUGGCCCUCCAGGACCAGAAGGACCUUUUCAGCAGUUUGAAGAUGGUUGAACUUUUCCCAGAAACUAGAGAGUCCAGGGAGCAGGAACGAACUGUGAAUGGUGAAACCAGCUGGGAGGAAAUGGGAGGAGCAGUGGGUGGAGUGGAUGCUUCUUUGGUACCUAAUGCCUCUCUGCCAGCAAUCAAUGGAGAGAUGGUAGAGUUGAGCCAGGAAGAACGAGAGGUAUUAGCCAAAACUAAAGAAGGAAUGGAUCUGGUCAAAUUUGGCAAGUGGGAAAAUAUAUUCAGCAAAGAGCAUGCAGCCUCUGUCUUAACAAAUCCAUCCAUGAUUUGUGAGGGCACAAGCAAGAAUGGCUCUGGAAAAGAACAGAUUUUCAGCAACAGGAACAUGGUAGCAAAUGGUGCUGCCAGUGGGAAAGACUCAGAGGAAAACCAGAAGCAAGAGGACUUUCAUGCAGCAAUAGAAACAACAGGGCUUGCUCCUUGGCAGGAUGGUGUUUUGGAAAGGUUGAAAACAGCAGUGGAUGCAAAGGACUAUAACAUGUAUCUGGUGCACAAUGGGAGAAUGCUUAUUCACUUCGGCCAGAUGCCUGCUUGUACACCUAAGGAGAGAGAUUUUGUCUAUGGUAACCUUGAGGCUCAGGAAGUUAAGACUGUUUACACCUUCAAAGUUCCUGUGAGCUACUGUGGAAAGCGGGCUCGGGUGGGAGAUGCCAUGAUGAGUUGUAGGCCAAGUGAACACAAGGCAGUAGACACUUCAGAUUUAGGUAUCACGGUGAAAGACCUGCCCAAAUCUGAUCUUAUCAAGACCACCCUACUGUGUGCUUUGGAAAGAGAACUCAAGGGUCAUGUCAUCUCUGAGUCUAGGAGCAUUGAUGGGUUGUUUGUGGACUUUGCUACGCAGACAUACAACUUUGAGCCAGAGCAGUUUCCCUCUGGGACAGUACUGGCUGAUCUCAUAACCACUCCCCACGCAGAGGGUCUCCAUGUGGAACUCCACAGUGAAUGUGUGACCAGAAGACACAACAAAAGCAGUUCUGCCUUCACCUUCACUUGCAACAAGUUUUUCAGGAGGGAUGAAUUCCCCCUACAUUUCAAGAAUGUCCACACAGACAUUCAAUCAUGUCUCAAUGGCUGGUUCCAGCAUAGAUGCCCCCUGGCCUACUUGGGAUGUACAUUUAUUCAAAAUCAUUUCCGUCCCCCAGGGCAAAAAGCAAAAUUGAUCUACAGUCAGAAGCUCCAGACCUUUGCCAUCAAGCCUGAAGUUGCUUCAGAGCUGAGUGAGGAAAGGAAGAGUAAUCACCUCUCUGGGCAUGGAGAAAAAAGCCAGAAAUCUCUAACCAGCUUGCCUUUGGAGGUUUUGCAGUACAUUGCUGGAUUCUUGGACAGCGUCAGCCUUUCCCAACUCUCCCAGGUGUCUGUGCUGAUGAGAAAUAUCUGUGCUACUUUGUUACAAGAGAGAGGAAUGGUUCUUCUUCAGUGGAAAAAGAAGUAUUCUCAGGGAGGCACCUCCUGGAGUGUCUGCAGAGAGAUCUGGCAAUUCAGCAGCCUCUUCUCCAAAAUCAAGAGCUGGGAGUUUAAUGAAGUCGCAUCCAUGUCUGAACACCUGAAAACCUGUCCUUUCAAUGUAGUCGAGCACAAGACGGACCCAAUUCGUUUGAUAUGCAUGUGUCAGCCCCAAGAGCAAACCCGAGAGAGCUUAGUAACAACCUUUAGGGAUAAACCUCGAGGAAGACACAACUACUAAAAACAAAGUUGUCACUGUUCUUGGAU
Messenger RNA from Sorex araneus (European shrew), 2422 nucleotides. RefSeq names its product F-box protein 40 (gene FBXO40). The coding region runs from base 267 to 2396 and encodes 709 amino acids. Gene Ontology annotation, molecular function: zinc ion binding; protein binding; ubiquitin protein ligase activity. Gene Ontology annotation, cellular component: cytoplasm. The record is from RefSeq and is a predicted model, not a curated record. The transcript is spliced from 5 exons. Lineage: Eukaryota; Metazoa; Chordata; Mammalia; Eulipotyphla; Soricidae.